Molecule: messenger RNA, 900 nt
Organism: Gilbertella persicaria
Lineage: Eukaryota; Fungi; Mucoromycota; Mucoromycetes; Mucorales; Choanephoraceae
Exons: 1
Coding region: 1-900 (299 amino acids)
Source: RefSeq, a predicted model, not a curated record
AUGGAGUUAAACCAAUAUCGUACGUCCACUAUAAACGAUGCCAUUAUUUUUACAGCAAGAGCUACUCAGUCCCAAGAGCCUUGUCGUGCAAAUACGAUGAUUAUGUUUACAGCAUACCUUCAUCAAUCAAACAGCUGUGUUAUUCUUCAUAUUCCCUUAGAGAUGUUCAUGGACUCUAUCCUGACAUUUAUCGAUAGAACAGAACAAGAUAAAUACGAAGAAAACGGCAACAGAUGCCUAAGAAUUGCUGCCCAAGGAAGCGUGUUACCUAUGCGAACCUUCAAUGUUCUUGAGGAUCCGUCUGUCAGUCCUCGUUAUACUGUUAUCUGUGAUUCAUUCACGAUACACGAAAUCAUUGAUCCUGUUCCAGCUGAAAUUGCUUUGUUAGACAAUGUUGCUCCUCCUUUGGAGUACCGAGUUGGAGACCGUACUCUAAGAACAAGGCAGAUGGCUGAAGAUGCUCAAGAGAGGAUUAUGACAGACACUUGGCAAGAAGAAUCUGAUGAAGAAGCAAAAGGCUAUGUAGAAGGUCAAGAGGAAGAUUUCUCUAUACUAGCUCCAAUGGAGAGGACGUCCAGUAGCCUUGGAAAACGUACUGAAUGCGAGGAUGAGGAUAACUAUGAAAAUAAUCCUGAUUAUGAAGGUCUCCAAGUUUCUCAAUAUAGCUUAUCUGGUCAUGAUUUUCUUAGUAGCCAAGAAUCGAUUCCCUCAAGAUCUAUUUCAUCGCGUUUUAGAGAUUUGGUAUUGGCUUCGCAAUAUAGUCAGCAGUCUAUUCAAAGUAUCCGUAGUUUUAUGCUGGGCCAACAAAGAACAGGAGUGAAUCCGACUGCACCGCCUAGUGUUAGCAGAGCUCGGGGAAAGAGACGCAGUAGCCAAAGUGUAAGACAAAGACAUUCAUAA